AUGGAAGAUGUAGUUUGGGUGCUUCAUUUCCCCAUUCUCUAUAUUCCAGGCUUCCUGUCCAGAAGUAGGGGAGAGAAUCUAACUGUUCUCACACUCUCACUUUCAGUGCUGACAACCAGAUCCCAUGUGACCAGUUCUCCUUCCCCUGCCGCCUCGUAUCCAGUCUCCUGUCCAGGCCCCUCCUGCCCUGGCAGCUGGAUCGGGUACCGAGGGAAAUGCUAUUAUUUCUCAGAGAUGGAAGGGAAUUGGACCUACAGCCAGAGCCAGUGCUCAGCACUCAGUGCCUCCCUGGCUGUGAUUGACAGUGAGCAGGACCUGAUUUUCAUGCUGCACUUUAAAGUCAGAACAGAUCCAUGGAUCGGCCUCCGGAGGGAGCCCGGUCAGGGGUGGAAAUGGCCCAACGGUUUGGAAUUCAACAACUUGUUUGUCAUUCGAGGGGAAUCCGACUGCGCUUUCCUGAGCGAAGACACCGUCAGCUCUUCGAGAUGCUACAUUGAGCGAAACUGGAUCUGCAGCAAACCCGAUGCCUAUGCAAAGGGAACUGAUACGAGGGGGGGCUCGAGAGUCUAAAAGUUAAAAUUGCAGCUCUGCUUUGAAAUAAGAUUUUGAAAAAUGGCAUUGGAGGGGUGAUAAAUGAAGAGGGGUGGGCCCCCACUUCCUGCAUUCGAAGCGCCAGAGUGGGGAUUCAGCCUUGACUGGAGGUUUCAGGGUUAUUACUUCUCAGCAAAUCUAUCAAACGUGCCCAUGUUCAAGGGAAAAACUGCAAGCCAAAUUUUCCCCACAGUGACCCCGCCCAGGAAACCUCCUCACCCAGUCCUCU
Molecule: messenger RNA, 820 nt
Organism: Mauremys mutica (yellowpond turtle)
Lineage: Eukaryota; Metazoa; Chordata; Testudines; Geoemydidae
Product: C-type lectin domain family 2 member B-like
Exons: 5
Coding region: 1-570 (189 amino acids)
Source: RefSeq, a predicted model, not a curated record